UUUUUUAUCUCUGCUUCGCUGCUUUCUGCCCAAACCAUAUUAUUAAACAGCAAAGCGGUCACUGAUUCACUGCUUUUCUGCUUCAUCGUCAUCGAUAGAAAUGGACUAUCUUCUCUGGAAGCUUUUGCCUCUAUUAGCACUUAUCGUCUCCUUCGUAGUCUUCUUUUUCUUAGAGGAUUCCUACACGGCCAACUUGUUUCAUAUGAAAAAGCCACCCCGUGAAGAGUGUAGCUUUCUUCCCGUUUGCCAUUACUGGAUAUCCAGCAAACGUAUUGUGACCCCGCAAGGGGUUAUUUCUGGUUCAGUGGAGAUAAAUGAGGGGAAGAUCAUGUCCAUUGUUGAAGGAGAUAGUAAGCAUGGGAAGCAUAUGCAGCAACAAGUAAUUGACUAUGGAGAUGCGGUGAUCAUGCCUGGCUUAAUUGAUGUGCAUGUACAUCUUGAUGAGCCAGGAAGAACUGAAUGGGAAGGAUUUUAUACUGGGACAAGAGCUGCUGCUGCUGGUGGUGUAACAACAGUGGUUGACAUGCCUCUAAAUAAUCACCCAACAACAGUGUCUAGGGAAACAUUGAAACUUAAGCUUGAGGCUGCUAAGAAGAAACUGUAUGUUGAUGCUGGUUUCUGGGGAGGUCUAAUUCCUGAAAAUGCACUUAAUACGAGUAUUUUGGAAGGUCUCUUAAGUGCUGGGGUCCUUGGUGUCAAGUCUUUCAUGUGCCCUUCAGGAAUUGAUGACUUUCCUAUGACAACUAUCGAUCACAUCAAGGAGGGACUUCCUGUGUUGGCCAAAUAUAGAAGACGUUUACUUGUGCAUGCUGAGGUUCAGCUGAAUUCAGGACAUAAUUUGGAACUCAAAGAUAACGAUGAUCCACGUGUUUACUCAACCUAUCUCAAGACUAGACCCCCUUCAUGGGAGCAGGCAGCUAUUAGAGAACUUGUAGGGGUUACAGAGGAUACUAGAACUGGUGGUCCUCUAGAAGGAGCGCAUGUUCACAUUGUUCACUUGUCUGAUUCAAGUGCUUCCUUAGAUAUGAUAAAGGAAGCAAAACAUAGAGGUGACAGCAUUAGUGUUGAGACUUGCCCACAUUACUUAGCUUUCUCAUCUGAAGAGAUAAAUGAUGGAGAUACUCGUUUUAAGUGUUCCCCACCGAUUCGUGAUGCAUCCAAUAGAGAAAAAUUAUGGGAGGCUUUGCUGAAAGGAGACAUCAACUUUUUGACUUCUGAUCAUUCACCAACACUGCCAGAACUCAAGCUUCUUGAUGAGGGUAACUUCUUGAAGGCUUGGGGUGGCAUAUCGUCUUUGCAGUUGGUUCUUCCAAUAACAUGGUCAUAUGGACAAAAACACGGAGCAACUCUGGAACAACUAUCAUUAUGGUGGAGCAAGAGACCUGCAGAAUUUGCUGGAUUAGAAUCAAAGGGAGCCAUUGAAGUUGGAAACCAUGCUGAUAUUGUAGUGUGGCAACCAGAGACAGAGUUUGCCCUGGAUGACAAGUAUCCUGUUUUCAUUAAACAUCCUAGCAUCUCUGCCUAUAUGGGAAAAAAGCUAUCAGGACAAGUGUUGGCGACUUUUGUGAGAGGAAACCUUGUCUUCAAGAAUGGGAAGCAUGCUCCUGCAGCCUGUGGCGUUCCGAUCCUUGCUAAGUGAAAACUCUUCUAACAAACUCAUCAAAGAGUCUCUGGUUCUGUGGAUACAGUUCUGGCAGAUUUGGCUUGCCUUGCCUUCAUGCAUGAUGAGAAAUAUUGAGAAUGUCAAAGUUGUGUAAAAUUAUCUAGAUGUUCAGCAUCUGCAAUAAAAGUAUGACGUGUGUAUGUAAAAAUAGUACUUUGACUUUAUUAGAGAAGUUGAUAACAAUAUGUAAAACUAUUACCCAAGGUUUGUACUGUCCUAUGUCAGCAAGAAGGUCUCGAUCUG
Messenger RNA from Prosopis cineraria, 1906 nucleotides. RefSeq names its product allantoinase. Gene Ontology annotation, molecular function: cobalt ion binding; zinc ion binding; allantoinase activity. The transcript is spliced from 15 exons. Gene Ontology annotation, biological process: allantoin catabolic process; purine nucleobase catabolic process. Lineage: Eukaryota; Viridiplantae; Streptophyta; Magnoliopsida; Fabales; Fabaceae. The record is from RefSeq and is a predicted model, not a curated record. Gene Ontology annotation, cellular component: cytoplasm. The coding region runs from base 101 to 1639 and encodes 512 amino acids.